AUGGUGGAGACCGGCUGCUUGGGGGGCUGCGGGGUGCCUGUCUCGCCCGCAGACGCCGCUCACGCCUCCCAGCAGGGCACCGAGGGAGCCAUGUCUCAAGGCAAGGCCAGGAGCCAGCCCAGCUACUCCAAGAAGCAGGGCUCCAAAGUGGACGUCCCCCAAAAGGCAGACUUUGAGGAGGAGCCCCCGAGUCCCAGCGACAAAGCCCCUGGAGCGGGGGAGCAGGACCAGGCCAGGGAUAAAGAAGCAGAGGUCAGUAGCGUGGGGACUGUCCCCGGGUCGGGCAGUCAGUCCAAGGGCAGGCUGGCGAGCCCCUCACUGAGCCUGCCCCCGCACCUGCGCAAGCCCACCACGCUCCAGCAGUGCGAGGUGGUCAUCAGGCAGCUGUGGAAUGCCAACCUGCUGCAAGCCCAAGAGCUGCAACACCUCAAGUCCCUGCUGGACGGGGGCCAGACCCCCAGGCCCACCCUGGACAAGCCAAUGCCCAGCUCUCCCAAGGACCAGGAGGCCAUGCCAUCCCCCAAGGCUGCAGCUGCCAGGGGCCUGUCUAAGAAGUGCCUGAUCAUGAGUCCCGUGUCCCUCGCGGAGAGGGCCAUCCUGCCUGCCCUGAAGCAGAGCCUCAAGAGCAGCUUCACGGAGCGGCAGAAGCGGCUGCAGGUGGUGCAGAGCCGGCGUGUGCACCGCUCGGUGCUCUGA
This is a messenger RNA of Orycteropus afer afer, 696 nucleotides long. Its product is annotated as coiled-coil domain-containing protein 74B. The transcript is spliced from 6 exons. The record is from RefSeq and is a predicted model, not a curated record. Lineage: Eukaryota; Metazoa; Chordata; Mammalia; Tubulidentata; Orycteropodidae. Bases 1 to 696 code for a protein of 231 amino acids.